This is a messenger RNA of Cynara cardunculus var. scolymus (artichoke), 1643 nucleotides long. RefSeq lists its product as uncharacterized. The transcript is spliced from 6 exons. The record is from RefSeq and is a predicted model, not a curated record. The coding region runs from base 66 to 1445 and encodes 459 amino acids. NCBI's taxonomy places the organism in Eukaryota, Viridiplantae, Streptophyta, Magnoliopsida, Asterales, Asteraceae.
UGGAGUCGUGACGUCGUCGACUACCAUCGAUACUAUAGAUCUCCGGCGGUGCGAUUACAGAACAAAUGUUCAACAACGGUAUAUCGAUUCCGGUGGCGGACGACCAUCCUGAUGAAUUUGGAGGCAAGUUGCGGUCCCGACCACGACGAAAACGCCGGAAAUCGGAGUUCCGAGGGAAAAGCGAGUUAGCCAACCGAACUUGCAAGCAACUAACGAGAUGGUGGCCGAUAUUGGUCCUUGUUGCUGCAGUACUACUACUCAUUUUUGAGACUUCUAAACUUGGCUGGAAAUCAAGUGCGGUCAAAUCAGAACUUGGUAUUCAUGAUAAGAAACCUAAUGUAGUAGUCUCUUCGGCUAAGAAACCGGAGGGGAAUUUGAAUCGUCUAGAUGCUCCACGUUGCUUGAAGCUCCUACCUCCUGAAGAACUUCAACAACUGGAUUUCCCGCUGAAUAAAGAUUCAUUUGUUCCUAUCAAGAAAGUGAUAUAUUUGUCGGAGAGUGAUACACCUUAUGAUACAAAUUCUCAACAGGAGAUGGGGACCACAAGGUUUAAUCUAUUUACUGGUUACCAAACUCUUAAUCAGAGAGAGAAAAGUUUUAAGGUGAAUGAAACUGCAUCUGUACACUGUGGUUUUUACAGUGAGAGUGGAGGUUUUACAAUAUCAAAUGAAGACAAAAGUUAUAUGCAAACUUGCAAAAGUGUAGUUUCUACUUGUGCAUUUGGUGGUGGAGACGAUCUUUAUCAGCCUAUUGGGAUGUCAGAUGCAUCACUUCAGAAGGUCUGCUAUGUAGCAUUUUGGGAUGAAAUAACUCUUGCAACACAGGAAGCACAGGGACAUAAAAUUGAUGAGGAACGUUUUAUUGGCAAGUGGCGCAUUGUCGUUGUCAGAAAUCUUCCCUUCAGAGAUCAAAGGUUGAAUGGAAAAAUCCCAAAGAUGCUGGCACAUCGUCUAUUUCCUCAUGCAAAAUAUUCCAUAUGGGUGGACUCAAAGUCCCAGUUCAGGAGAGACCCAUUGGGAGUCCUGGAGGCACUUCUAUGGCGUUCAAACUUUGUGCUUGCAAUUUCUGAACAUGGAGCCCGUAGCAGUGUGUAUGAUGAGGCAAAGGCUGUUGUCAAGAAAAACAAAGCCACCCCAGAAGAAGUGGAACUACAAAUUACUCAAUAUCGCCAUGAUGGCCUCCCUGAAGAUAAGAGAGUUAAUGGCAAGAAAGCUCUAAAUGAGGCUUCGGUGAUUGUGAGGGAACAUACUCCAGUAACUAACUUAUUCAUGUGCCUCUGGUUCAAUGAGGUCGUUCGUUUUACCUCCCGGGAUCAGCUUAGUUUUCCAUACGUUGUUUGGCGACUGAAGGUAUUAAAGAACAUAAAUAUGUUUCCAGUUUGCACCAGGAAAGAUCUUGUGAAUAGCAUGGGGCAUAUACGCAAGGCCAAGCCUUUAGGUUUAUAGAACCCGCUCAUCUCUGUGUUAUAGUAUUUGUCGGAUACGCCUGUGCAAAAAGCUGAUUUUAGUAUUUAUUAUUUGUAUAAUCGUACGUAGGUGGUUUAGAUAUCUUUUUGCCCUUUUCAUUGUAACCUCCAUAAUUGAUUUGAGAGCUCAUAUUUUUUGAUGGUGUUCCUUGUACAUCUUAGACUCAUUGUUGAUUGA